Molecule: messenger RNA, 264 nt
Organism: Dibothriocephalus latus
Lineage: Eukaryota; Metazoa; Platyhelminthes; Cestoda; Diphyllobothriidea; Diphyllobothriidae
Source: the annotation of a GenBank genome assembly
AUGUACAGAGAUGGUCAACCCUGCAUCCGUGGCGAAAGUACCAACCUGUGCAACACAAACGACUAUGAGUACCGUCCUCCAGGCGUACCGCGGUCCAUUGCCUCCACCAGUGGUUCGGACUUGUUUCAUGUUCCCGAUGCCGCGCCAAGUCGGACCUGGCCGGAAGAGGCUAAUGUGGCGGCCAGUAGCGCCUAUAUUACAAAGACCCUCGGACCCAUGCGCUUGAUGUGUUGGCCGAGAAGGUCUACCAGCAUCUGUUGGUAG